UCUCGGUCUGUAUGUGGCGUUCCACAACUAGAGUGGGAUUAACAUCGCGUGCUGUGUGGGUUAUUCGGCGUCGUGUAUUUCUCUGAGUUCUUUGGACACUUCGACGACGUUAUCGUCAUGUCUCCAUCGCGUUUGAAACCGUAAAAAAACCGAAUGGCGUGACGUACCACGACAACUUUAGCGUAUCAUGCCUGGUCAACUGUUCAUGUGCAAGAGGCCAAAUUUUUGUGUAGGAUUACCUUUUGAUUUCCGGGACUAACGACGAUGGCUAAAGCAACAAAGCGAGCAUGGAAACUUCAGGAAUUCGUUGCUCAUGGCUCGACAGUCAAAUGCCUCGCUAUCGGUCGCAAAUCCGGCCGCGUCAUGGUCACCGGCGGCGAAGACAACAAGGUCAACUUGUGGGCCAUUGGCAAGGCCAACUGCAUCAUGAGCUUGACUGGACAUACGACGGCGGUCGAAUGUGUCAAGUUCUGUCCAGCCGAGGAGAUGGUGUGCGCGGGGUCCACAUCGGGAACAGUCAAGAUCUGGAACUUGGAAGCUGCCAAAAUGGUCCGGACACUUGCAGGUCACAAGGGGAACGUGCGAUGCAUGGAUUUUCACCCUCACGCAGAAUUUUUGGCAUCAGGGUCAAUGGACACUACUAUAAAGCUUUGGGAUACAAGAAAAAAGGGAUGUAUAUACACUUACAAGGGUCACAACAAAUGUGUAAACAGCCUCAAGUUCAGUCCUGAUGGACGAUGGAUUGCAUCAGGGAGUGAAGAUGGCAGCGUUAAGCUUUGGGACCUCCCUGCAGGCAAGAUGCUGUCAGAGUUUCGAGACCAUUGUGGGCCUGUAAAUGAUGUCGACUUUCACCCCAAUGAGUUUCUCCUAGCAAGUGGCAGCUCAGACAGCACAGUCAAGUUCUGGGACCUGGAGAACUUCAAUCUUGUCUCUUCUACUGAGGGCGACUCUGGUGUUGUGAGGUGUGUCUUCUUCAACCCCGAUGGUGCUUGCCUUUUUAGUGGUGCAGAAGACUUCCUGAAGGUUUACUGCUGGGAGCCUGUAAAAACAUGCGACACUCUGGUCAUGGGAUGGAAUAGAGUGGCUGACAUUUCUAUCGCUCAAAACCAGCUUAUUGCUGGAGCAUUUUCCUUAACAAAUGUUGCUGUAUAUGUGAUAGACCUCAAUAGGGUUCAACCAUUUGGAGGGAUGCCAAAUAACUCUACCAUGCCUCAGUACAUUACCCCAAGCCCUUUCAAAGCAGGGUCUCAUAUCCGGAGAAGCUUCUCAAAAGAUAAGAAGGAUGCAGCUGACUAUCAAGUGAUGCGUAUGAAGCCUUUGGAUGAUGGUGAUACUUUUCCAUUGGAGACGGAAGGUGAAGCUGACAUCAAAGAUUUCAGGGACUACAACAAAAUAUUCCACCCAUCACAGGAAUCAUCUCUGGAGACUUUGGUCGAGAACAUAAUGUCACGCACACCACCCAAGGACAAUCCCUUCCCUGCGCCCCCUGAGGACUCUUACAAGCCAGCCCUGGAGCCACAGAGCAGCAAGGUGGUGCGAUUAAGUGGUGCCUCAAAUCCGUGUGUUCUCACGGAACGACCUGGAGCCUCAGUAAAGGAAACACGGCAGCUGAGUGUCACUACCAGCUACUCAGCUAUGGGCACAACCUUCACGAUACGACCCAGAGGCUCAUUGAUAGGCUCAGGGGCCCUGCUGGCACCAGACCCACCAACACCUAGCAUAAUGGCAGCCAUACCAGGCUACAGCUCUGUAGGAGUGGUGCCUACCAACAUACCUGUGCCAGCAAGUGUUCUUCCCAGCAAAGUAACCAGUCGCGCCAUGCCCACGGGUCCAAUCUCUGCCAUUGCAACCAGCUUAGGGAAGCCUAUUGAGAAGGCCACUGCCAUGGUGCGCACGUCAUCGUCACAAGUAGUGGAAAGCAGCUCAACGGUUUCAAUAGUGCGCCCUGUCAUGAGUGUGCUGCCUGACAGCAAAGAAGCCCUGGCACCACCACAAAAAGCCGUUGUUCACCCUGAACAGAAGCAGUCAGUGGACUAUGUGCCUUCACAGAGGGACACUCCAGCAGGCCUGGAUCUUGAUGAGUUUCUUCCGCGGCACUUGCAAGCAAGUCUACGCCUGGGCAGUGCUGGUAUCCCGGAGAUGUCAGAGGCCGAAGCAUUGAGCACAAUUGCUGAGCAGCACAAGACUCUUCUGGCAGUACUACACCAUCGUCUAAAGAAUAUAAAAAUUGUUCUGGCCCAGUGGAGCACAAAGGAUCCCAAGAUGGCACUUGAUACAGCAAUAAACAUGAACGACCAGUCUACACUCGUAGACAUUCUCAAUGUUGUAGUUUUAAGGCCGCAAAUAUGGACCUUAGAUAUGUGCCAGACAAUACUGCCUGCUAUUUUUGAUCUACUUCAAAGUAAAUAUGAGUCGUACAUGUCAACCGGUUGUGCCUGUCUCCGCAUCCUGCUCAAGAACUUCGCCUCGGUCAUCAAGACGAACAUAACAGCGCCGCCCGGUGUAGGGGUGGACAUCUCCAGGGAAGAAAGGUACAACAAGUGCAUGAGCUGCUACAACCAGCUGCUCUCCAUCCGGUCGUUUCUGCUCAAGCGCCAGACGAUGCAAGGAAAGCUGGGUCACCUCUUCCGCGAGAUGCACAUCCUCAUGCAGGGCCUCGAGUGAACUCGCCGGCGGGUCCGUCAACACUCAAGCAAUCCACCACCGACAGUGCCAUUGUGUGAAUACUUCACCACUCAUAGGCGGGCUACCGUCUACACUAUUGCUUCGGAACUCUGGGUAGCCUCCUUUCUCGCGGCGUGUCUGCCUCGCGAGCGAGAGAGCCAGCGAAGGCUGAGCCGAGCGUGGCAAAGCGCGCGCCUUCUAGCGCUCUGCGACGCUGGCUUCGAUCCCUGCUCGUGUCCCGUCUGCCUGGCGAAGUGAGCGGGAGUGCGGGAGCUGAUGAGAAGGGCUGUCGAUGGCGUAUGGCCACCGCCGAGGCAAGAUGCGCCCGGCCAACACCUUGCCGACACGGCCGCAUUCCCUUCGACCGCGCGCAUCUCACAGCGGUGCCUUUCUGAGGGCGGCUUGACAGGAACAUCGCUCUGUGAUAUAGAAGCCAUGUUGUUGCAAGGUGUUUGUGUAUGCGAUUUUACGAUACUUUUAGCGAUUCUAGCAUGGGCCUUUUGCCGUUAUUUACUUUGCAUGAUUUCGUAUGCGUGACGUCAGCGCCUCCGCAUAGUGGACGAACGCAGUUUGUCAUCGGGAUUAUUAUUAUUUUUUUUUUGUAGUCGUUGUUUGCAAUAUCGAAGAUCGGUAAUAUUAAACUGUUUAUGCCAUCUGCGUUUGUUUUUCCCGAGCACGUAAGAUGAGCUGACUUGGUAUCGUAACACUAGGGCCCAAACAAUGAAACAUUCCUUUCCUUCAACCGCUUCCUAACCUUACGUGAGGCCUCCUUACAGCGAAGGACCGAUGGAGGAAGCAAGCGUACUCUGAAAGCUCCUUUCGUAAGGAAAGUAACGUAAGGAACGUAAGAGGUCUCGAACCUGGGUUCGAGACCUCUUAAAAGCUUUACGCGAACACCAUUAUUCAAUAAAGAGAUGUUGUAUGGUCGCAUAAUUUUUAAAUUGAAGUGCUAAUAUAUGGACGCGUUCACGCUUUCUUCUAGUUUUGUUUACUGAACGUAAAAAAGUACCACACUAUAGCGCCAAACGUGAUGUGCUCCAGCAACGCUGGCACGCCGGCGUCGUGCAACGCCUAGCAACACCACUCAUGCCGAACGUGCGACUGAAACGGACAUGCCUGGCAAGACUAGAGUGUACUAGGCAAGACGUUCCGUGCUCGCCCUUCUCCACAAGCGGGCGACAGCGCACAGGCGCAGGCAAACGUCACGUGGCUAAGCAGAGACGUGACGCGCUCGUUCAAGGCUAGGAGCGGCGUGAGGACGCACGAAGGCAGCUUCGGAGCUGCCUUACGCCGAGGAAGCACCAAGGAAGCCUUCACUGAGGGCGCCUGAGUAAGGAAGCUUUCAGAGUGGCAUAAAGUAGCCUCACAGCAAUGAAGGCUUUCUUACUGAGGUAAAGAAGGUUUCGUUGUUUGGCCCUAGAUUGAAUUCGAUCUGAAAAGAGCCCAGAAUCAAGUUGUAGCUUGCUCUCUAGAAUUGUCGGCCACUCAGCUUUCCUCAUGGCGACGAAAAUGCUUACACCGACGCCGAAUCCGCGUGUGAAUCGUAUGGCUCUUGUCUGUUUACACGUUGUGGGCAGAUAUUGUUGGACCGCUAUUUCUUCGCGAUUAUGUCCAGCGUUUCGUCCUUAACAUACCUAUGCGAAAAUGCGUCAGGAUGAUGGCUUGGAUAUUAUUUUGCGUUACUUUGGUUGCACCAAAUCGACAAAAUACUAAAUUGUAAAUGAAUAGUACUGUGCACCAUGCAGCAGCGUUCGCGUGACUUGGGCGUGUGUCAGCGCUGCUGUCAACUCACCAUUCAUGUUACGAGUUGUGCAUGUAGACCUGUUUUGUAUCUGCUCUAUAAGCCCGCAUUGUUUGAGUGUGUGAGGUUCAGGGUUGCAGUGGUUGUUGCGUGUAUUUUUAUGUGUGGUCUGAUUAAGCAGGAUGGAUGCGGCGUGAUAUGAGUAUUCAGGGUUUCAGAUAAGUGCGUCCUUCAACUCUGGUAACAUGCGUUAAUGCGCUAGCGUCAUAUUUGUAAUAUUAGGAUGCUAAUAACAUGGUCGUCUUUGCCAUAGUUAUUACUGGGCAGCUGGGAAGGCAAAAGACGUAGCGUUUAGCUCUUUCUGCUCGCCCGAACCAUGGCUUGCGUAGCUGCAUUCAUCUGAAUUUCUGGUGCGCACGUAGGCAAUCGAUACGUGCGUUAAAAGCACGUACUGUUCAGAUGACACCUGGAUUCGUGGAAGUGCCUUGCCAUACCUCUUAUUCUUUUCGGUUUUUUUUCGCGUCCUUCAAAGGAGGCAGCUUUACGAUAUGCUUACUUGACUGUUCAAGUUAGGUAAACAUUUCACCGCAGAAUCAUCGUGCCGAUUGAACCCGCCUAUCAGUAAUUACAUACAGCCGAAUACCGGAGGGACAGUAGUUUUCAUCGGUGAGGUGCUUUGGAAACACAUAAAAAAAUAAAAAAUAAGGAAACGUUAGUGGCCGAACAUCUUGAAAAAGUUCUGCCUUUCUUUAAAAGCACGGGUUGCGGUGAGGGGCUUUCAAAGAGACGGUGCAAACAGCUCCACUGGGCAAGGCUGUAUUGUGCAUUCUUACCAAACGCGUCGAUGAAUAAAGUGUAGCCACCUGCGCUUGACCUGCUGUGAAAAAAAGAAAAGAAGAAAGCAAAGAAAAUAGCAUUUGUGUGCGAUAUCUGCUGCUUAAACUUAGAAAUUUUUCUUAAUGAUUACCACAAGGGAAAUAAAACAUGUUAGGAAGUGGGUACUGUACGCCAUAUUAGGCAUAUACGUGAGGAUACCACCGUUCACUGAACGGCCGGUCAGCUCAUUGUGGUCAGCUUCAAUACCCUGUAAAGGUACGUUGAUUAUGAGCUACCAGACGUACAUUGUAAACGCCAUAAAAAUGUAGACUUGACGCUUCGCUUAUAUACAAAACGAAGAAAACAUUUUCUAUGCAGUUAUCGCGGCUUAGAAUUUCGCCGAAAUGUUGCCAUAGGCACGCGUCAGGUUAUGCCUGUGGGCAUGAAAGAGCUAGCAAAUUGAGAUAUUUUUGAAGCUAAGUAUUUUUUUUUUCCUUUUAAAAGUUGUAUGGCGGCACCUCAUCACAGAACCUGCAAGAAGCUCGUAAAUAAACGGUUAUGUUCACAAUUCAUACACUUAGAUCAGCGCACGAUAAUAUCAGGGUGUUUAUUUACGGUUUAUUGACCUACUGUGAUGUUUUAAUUGACAUAUACAUUCGAUUAGCAACAUAUGUUUGUACGGGCUAUACUCUUAGCACCGUUAAUGGUGUAGAAUAGGUAAGAAAAUAAAAAUGCCAGCAGUGUUCACGAUGAAGAUAGCAUUGGGCCUGUUACGUUCCAAGCGCUCAUAACAGCAGCAAUUAAUAACUGGGAAGAAGAGAAGGGGUGUUUUCUUUUGGCUUGCGUCAGUGCAAGCAAUGAUUAACACAAAAUCAAGGUCUAUAAAUGGUCCGGCCUAGAUAUUGAAGCUAUAAAUUGGUCAGUCAAGGAUGUCAUCAAGCUUUAAUGAAACUUGUACUAGCUGGAGCUGUGAAAAAAUGCACUCCAUUUCUUAAAGCAGCGUGUCAAGUUCUUUCAGUGGUUCUGGUAUGUUUUUGCACGUUUCGUGCAAUUCAAAUUUUCAGUUCAAUUUUUGCAUGGUCACAAAAUAUACCCGUAAUAGCAUGGUGUAUCGUUUAUGAUAUAUAGGCGACAAUUUUGGCUCGUAAAAUCGCAAGCGAGGGUCUCUUUAGAAAAGUGGGGUUGGUUUAGGCAUAUCUGACCUAAAAAUGAAAAAGGCUUGUAUAAUUUAUGCAGUAAGGGGUUAAUAUGCUGAAGUAUUCAUGCUAAAAAGACGUUAGGGAGGUCGAUUUGGCAGUCUUGAGCACCCCGCCAGGGCAGCUGCUAGAAUUCGCAUCGCAUGUGACGUUUUCAUUGGUGCUGUAUCGAGGCAUUUAUAAUAGCGUGCUAAAAUGCACCACUCUGUAAAUGGCAGCUCGAUAGCGAAUAGCUGGGUGCAUUAAAAUGCACAGAGCCGCACGUUUCUUCGUGAAGCGGUCGAACGUAGUCGAGUAAGUAUCCAGCCUAUCUUAGGGUUGGCAUCGGAACCACUGGUCGGCGUCUUUUUUUGCGCUGGCCACACAUAGACAGUGAAGACGGCUUUAUGGACGACACGAAGCACGAUAUGGGUCGCCACAGCGGAACUCGCAAAACUGCUCCGUCGCAGUUGUCAAAUUAUCGGGGCAUGGUAAUACGCAUUGUGCGGAUGUCAUCAAGAGCUGCGUGCGCCGUAUACAGAAGCUGGAGCACCCUCGAAGCCAUUUUGCUGGUCCUGGGCGCGAUGCGUUGUGCUGUCGGUGUAGGCACGCUCAUGUCUGCGCCGGCGCUCCCAGAGCGCUCCUUACACCGUUCAAUGUUCAGUGCGAUCAACUGUUAAAGGGAACAUACGAGAGCACGUGCGAAAUUCCUCCGUCGUGGAGUAGAUAUGUAAUCGUCCGGCAGUGAAGCAGACGACGUUUGGUUGGUGGCAGUGGCAUCUUCCUGCACGCCUGUUCGCUGCAUUGACUUAGUUCCAGCCGGCAGUUGUAGCUUAAACUGGAAUCGCAGCUAUAGGAGCGUUUCUCGCGAGUGAAAAGGCGACAUGGCGGCUAACGCCCCGCCGCCGCAGACGCGAGGACGUCCGCGCGAAGGGAACGGACACAGACACGCAUAAUACACGACUUGCAGAACGGUGCGCCUCCUCUUCCGUGCAGCGGCAGCGCUACAAAAUUUGGUUGGAAACGAGGCAUAAGCUUGACCACUUCUCGACGAAUUAAGUUCGAGUGCUUGCACAGAUCCAAGUCCUUUUGCUUUGGUUAUAUAAAUACUAGGCUUCUUACAUAAUAAAUGAUGCGUGGUCCCGACGAAAGUGUUACCUUCGGGUGAGUAUUGAUGACGUGACCUACAAUAAAAUUCGCUAAGACGUUGAGACUUCAUCCUAAAACCAGUAACAUAAAGGCACACGUCGACCAUGUAUCUGUGGGGCAAAAUCAGCUGUCUUAAGCAACUUUGGUUAGAAAAUACCUUUCUUGCUUAUUCGCAGUAUAUUUCUGCGAAUGGCUCACUAGGCGUUCUUUUACUGUGGUGACAUUUUCAAAAGUACUGCCGUUGUUCGUUAUAGCAAAUUUGGCAGACCGCCAUUUUCGUUCAGUUCGACUAGAAGGCGCGUCGCAUUAAUUGCUACCUCUUUUUUUACUCGCUGACAUGGGCCGAUAAUGGCACGUGAUUAAUCAAAUUUAUUUUAUUUAGUUAUAUUGCAGUGCGCGCAGGAAGUCUACAUGCGUCUUCACUGUUUAUGAUGCCUUUCUCUUUUAUUUGAGUUCAUGAAAUCUAUUUCUUUACAGUUGCACCUUGCACGAAACACUCACAGCAACAAAUUGUAGAGCUUGGUGGCACGGGUUUGGAAGCAUCAUCUAACUUUUAUAAUGUCAUUUUAUGUCAUUUGCACGGCAUCAGCGAUCGUGGGUGCGGCGGCCUCUUUAGGUCAUGAUUUUGGUAGAUAGCCCGUUGGCAAACCGACAUUUUGAGUCUGAAAUUCGGCAAGUUUAGUGAAAAGUAUAAUGCCCAGCAUUUAUCGGCCGCGGCAUGUAAAGGCUGACACCAACCUGAAACAGGGCCUAGGCGUGCGUUAUGGAAAGCUCCUUAGAUCUAGUGGCCUUAGUGACGAUGAUUUAUUGACAUCCCCCUUCCAAACAGGGCGGUGGCAAAUAGUCACCUAGCCUGCUAAUCAUGUAUGCGAUAGAUGCCUAUCAAUUUAGCAUUUUGUCUAUCUCUCCUUUCCUCCUUAAAACCUAUAUAUCUAUCUUGUACAGUUACCUGUGCGUGUAACGGAUCCGGUCCUAUCAAUAUCUCGGCUUUCUUUUUCACCAAUGCCGUAAACGUCUCUUGCUUAUGUCGACUGGAGACAAGGUAAUGCUUCCAUACGCUUUGAUGCUCUAGAUGAUGAUUAAUUGGAAUCCUCAUUGGCACAGGGCAGUGACAAAUAGUCACCUAGCCUCUAGAUGCACGGAGGACAACACCAUCUGGUGGCGUUCCAGGGAACCGUGCUUCGCGUCACAUGACUGAGCUCUCUGCUGUCAUUGGCGCAAGCGCGCGUAGCAUCGCGACCGACGCGUUCUUUUCUGCCUCGACAGAAACUGGCUGCGACGAGAUAUCCGCGUGUGCGGCCGCCGAAACGACGCCUGCGCUCCGCGGUCGCGCAUCAAAUCGCGUGAGACAAUGCUUCAUGCGGUUCCAGCUUUAGAGUGCCAGCAAAGUGAGAGCUGCACAUUAGUGUUCCCUUUAACAGUGGAUCUCCACUGUACACUAGCAUCUUUCUGCAAGGGACGCGCGCGCACUCUGUUUUCUUAUGCCUCAAGAUCCCCAUUUGAAGCAUUACGGCGUGAACUGUGCUUAUUUUCAUUCAUAUUUGCGUGUUAAAGUGACAUAGUUAUUACUGCUGAAGAAGCCAGAGCGCUACAUUAGAAGUUCCCGAAGGAUAUUUCUCGUCUUUAACUGCCCCGAUGCGUGGAAAAACUGGGUAAGCGAUCGUCACGCAGUGCAGCCUUCCUGGGCAGAGGGCAACACCAUCUGCUCUUGUGCUCCUCACUGUAUAGUGUUUCAUACAAAUAGCAGAAUACCAUUUUGUACACUGUCCAGUUCCACCGUACUGUCAAAGUUCAUUUGAACCGAAGAGAAGGUACCGCACCGCCUCCUGAUCCGGUCGCAGCAGGCAAGGUGGCGUAUUAGUUGGUGAUUAAUUGUCCAGAGUAGCACCCCCGGCGCGAGUGUCUUUCUUAUUCGAAUGUACAUGUGUACUCGAUCUUGCGCUGGCUUUCUUGAAGCCUAUUUGUUACUACAAUCAUGUUAUCUUUCGUCGUGACGACCUUAACUUGACCAUCAAAUGCUACUUUGUGUGCGAUAUCUCGUAGGAAAAAAAAUUGCAAAAUGAACACAAUUUCACUAUAGUUAGUGCGACCAUAAAAAUAUUGCCUUGAUUGAGUGACAUAAAUCGGCUGCACAAUCAUCAUUCGUUCAGUACACCGAUAAUUCCAUGAUAAACUGGGUCUUAAAUGUUAAGAAUGUAUUCACUUUGAAAAACGCUGCGAUGCAGGUAGUGAACGUUAGUAAAACUGCGACGGAACAGAAUCGCUCUCGAUUGGUUUCCGUGACGAAGUCCAAGGUUUCGUUCCCUCCGAAGAUCCGUAUACUGCUCAUGAACCACGUGGUGGUCGAACAAUUGCAGCACCAAAGUGCUCUUUGGUAAUCUUUGAUAUGACACUUUUAUGUUGCACGCAUGUUGUGCGUCGUUGCCGUCCAACUGCUCCGUGAUUUGUUAAUGUAUCUGUCGCGAACGGUCUCUACCGUUGCCGUUGCAACUGCUCGUACAUCCCUCUAAUAACGCGUACUGCUGUCGUGAAACUUCCGUUCUCUGGUGUAUGCGGUCUCGUUUGUGUUUUGUUUUCGGCGUUCCGAGCAUUCAACCUCGAUGCUAUGAAGAUCGUAUAGUGUAAAGUUGGUGCACCUCGCCACGGCUCUAAGUCUGCACAUUUAGUUAACUGCAUUUGGAUGGGCUCAUGUUCUGUCGGGUAGCCGCUUUGUGUGUUCUCGUUCAAGAACCCUUAAUAUGCCGGUUAUGGGACUGCUCGGUAUUGCUGACCGUGUUCCCUUACUCACUUGCGUGGUGCUAUUUCUCUGUUUCGUGAAACUAGUCUUGUACUCUUUCGAUCUUUCAUACUGACCCCAUUACGAUUACUGUAAUAAUUGCAAUAGCAUGACGGUGCGUUCGUGUUAGGUGGCCUUUGAAGAGACGCAGUCUUUGAGAAAACAAUGUUUCGUGGUUUGUUGGCGCAAGAAACGUUAUUGCAUGCUCAAGUAUAUUCGCACUGUUAAUGAGUAUACUUAGAUCGACCCCUUCUGAAAGGAACUUAAUGCACUUUAAUGCUAUCGAAGGCUCUGAACUGAUGUAAGAAAGUUUCGUGUAGGUUUUCAAUAGGUUGUGCAUAACCGUUCUCCAGAAUUCAGAUUCCGGCAGUGAUAUUAGAAUGUGUUAGUGCAAGCAUCGGUCGCAGAUACAGCAAAUAUUUCUGUACUUCCGGCGCUUUCAAGCGUAUGUUUUGCAAUCACUCGAGAUUAAACAUGAUUAAACACUUUCUUUUGAUCAUAAUUUUCGCAGAUUCUAAGAAAGUGUGUCGUCAUAACUCUAACUGGUCAGCCUUUGAAUUACUGCUUGAUUACAGCAGGUAAGCGUUACGAAGGCCUGGACACCGGAAUGAUGGUUUAAGUUGAACGCUGUAAACAUAACCGUUUGUCGAAACUCUUGAGCUAUUUGUGGCGUCCUCAUAGUGAAUUAAAAUAUUCAUCCGAGGCAAAUGGUUACCUUAAGUUUAUAUAUCUGCUUUUAAGGGGCUUGCCAUUAUUCACUAAGCCGUUGUAUAUGCGAUAGUCUUGAUUUGCGUGUGCUUUUUUAUUUAUUUUUAAGGCUUACUUGCGCAACCUCUGGCUCGGCCGCUAGCAUCAUUGGGGCUCCGCAGUGGGACAGAAACGCCGUGAACGUGUGUUCAAUCUUGUCAUGAGUGUGUGGAAGCAAAUACUGAGCUGUAAUAUUGCUUUUUUUUCCUCAUUUUAGUUGUAAGUGCGAGAGUGCGUGACUAAGUUAACGUGUGUUGUGGGGAUGCAGUGCUUGCAGACUGACAAAUCGCGAUGUCUCUUAAACCACACUGAACCAUCAGAAACGCCAUUUGAUUAUGCCGUGCCAGGCCGAGCUACAUCUUGCUGAAAGUCGGCACACACGCUUUUCCUUAUACGUUGUGAAGGCGCGAAAACUUGGGUCGCGAUGUAUAAAAAAUGUGUACGGAGCGUGUGUAACGACAUUGACACUCAGUACAUUCCCAAAGCAGUGCGCCGUGCCACUAAGGUAUAAAGGAACGUUUGAAACAACGACAUGACGGGAAAGCGUGUAGGGUGACGAACGCGCGUCCGCUCGACUUCUGCGCAAUCCAUGGCGUUUUCAUUUUGUAUAUUUGUCGCUUUUGGGACCAUGCACCACUUUGCUUGAUUCAGCACAUUCCACCCGCCCUGUAUCGUCACAAUGGGCAAGAGCACAGUGUUGGGGGCAUCACUGGUGUUGAUUUUCUUUACCUCGUGCAUCUUGCACGCAAACAGAGGUUGGGCUCCCGGCGUGUGUGUUCACUUCGGCAGCACUACAAUUUCCUGCGCUGUGCGUAGUUUACGGAGCUCUUGCGAACCGGCAGGUUUCGUUCAGCGUGCCUCUUUCUCAAGUGUUUUGUUUGUUGUCUUUAUAAUUUUUUUGCUACAUUUCAAACGCACUGUGCGAAUGUGACCGCAUGACAUUUUGUUUUGCGGCCGCGUGCAACGCAGAUGAACUGCCAUUUUGGUUUAUUCCAUUGCUAAGGACACAGUGUGGCUUGUGUAGCAUUAUGUGGACCAUUGCUGUAUAAUUCUAUUCUACGCCGUUUCAGCUUUCUUUGGCAUGAUGUAUAGACGUGUUGGUAGCGUAUGAGUUGCGAGGAGUGAUUGUUUAUGUGCAGAGUUUUGUCGAUGAAAGAGGCAUCCAAUGUUGUAUAGCUUUUGAAAAGAGAUUUACUCCGUUUUUCUGGCUUGUUAAAAUAUCUUCUUGCAAGCCGCUGGAACACCUCUUGUUACCGAGAUAAUUCUGUGUCCUAUAUUAUUGUUCAGCCAGUUACCGAGCCUCCUUGACCACUGCCUUAGGCGUCAUAAGUUAAUAGGAGGGUUCGUUCCAGCCUACAUUUCGCUGUUACACAUGGGGGAAAGUGUCUCAGGCAUGGUUUUUGUUAGAAGGUGGAUACCUGAAUAGUUGCUUUGUCACCGCAGGUCAGACUCACUCCUCGUCCUGUCCGCCUCUGAGCGAGCGAGAUCUAGCACUGUGUGGUGCAGGGAUAUCUGUGGUUUUGCAUUUGUUCAAAAAAGAGUGUUUGCGUAGAAUGUACGUUUGUAUGUCGCCUUGUGUGACCUCUGUGAGGUCGUUAUGGACGUUAGCACAACGCUAUCAUUUACUGAUUUGUAGGGCCAACUUAGUCGCUACUGGCUGUUCACCAGAAACACAUAAUUUAACCAUUUCACUUUUAGUGAAACGUUGUGUUUGCUGUUGGCGCACUUCGGGUCACCCUAAUGACGAUCAUAACCAUUCCUUUGUAAACUCACCCAGUGUUUAUUGCUUUUCAUUUCGUCUGCCUGACACUGUGCACGGUAGAUGUCGCCUGCUUUUAAUCUGGCGAUGGUGCCUCUUCAUUGUGAAAGAAAGGUAAAAAAAUAAUAAAUGCGUCGUGACAACAAA
Molecule: messenger RNA, 12974 nt
Organism: Dermacentor andersoni
Lineage: Eukaryota; Metazoa; Arthropoda; Arachnida; Ixodida; Ixodidae
Gene: kat80
Product: katanin p80
Biological process (GO): microtubule depolymerization; microtubule severing
Cellular component (GO): katanin complex
Molecular function (GO): microtubule binding
Source: RefSeq, a predicted model, not a curated record